UUUUCUAUAAAUACAUCCACCUGCCUUUGCUCUCAUUGUGCCACCAUCACUCUCUUUUCUCUCCUUCGAUCUGCCACCCUUUUCAUCUUGAAUAUCAACCAAUGUCCCUUCCUACAACACAAGGGAAAACCCUCCCCGAUGCUUGGGACUACAAGGGCCAUCCCUCCGAGCGGUCAAAAUCCGGUGGCUGGACCAGCGCCGCCAUGAUUCUAGGUGUUGAGGCAUGUGAGAGGUUAACAACUUUAGGUAUCGCUGUUAACUUGGUGACAUACUUGACGGAAACCAUGCAUUUAGGCAAUGCUACAUCAGCCAACAUCGUUACCAAUUUCUUCGGCACAUCUUUCAUGCUUUGUCUACUCGGAGGUUUCGUCGCCGACACCUUCCUCGGCAGAUAUCUCACUAUCGGAAUCUUCACCGCCGUUCAAGCAACUGGUGUCACAAUCUUAACAGUUUCCACAAUAAUCCCAAGCCUAAGGCCACCCAAAUGCACCAGGGACAGCACCACAAUAUGCAUCCCAGCAAGUGGCAUACAACUCACUGUUUUCUACUUAGCCCUUUACCUCAUAGCCCUUGGGACUGGGGGUCUAAAAUCGAGUGUUUCCGGGUUCGGGUCUGACCAAUUCGAUGAGUCGGACCCUGAAGAGAGAUCCCAGAUGAGCAACUUCUUCAACUGGUUCUUUUUCUUCAUAAGCUUAGGUUCACUUUGUUCAGUCACCAUUUUAGUUUACAUCCAAGACAAUUUAGGGCGUGAUUGGGGUUAUGGCAUUAUUGCUUGCGCUAUUGUGAUAGGGUUAAUGGUGUUUCUAUCGGGUACAAAGAGGUACCGGUUUAAGAAACUAGUGGGGAGUCCAUUGACCCAAAUUGCUUCAGUGUUCGUAGCUGCUUGGAGAAAGAAGCAUUUGGAGUUGCCAUCGGAUCCAUCGUUGCUCUUCAAUAUUGAUGAUGUGGCUGAGGGAUUAAAGAUGAAGACGAAGCAAAAAUUGCCCCACACCGAACAGUUCCGUUUCUUGGAUAGGGCAGCUAUCAAAGACCCAUCUGUGAUUAAGGCAAAUAAAUGGAACUUAGCUACUUUAACAGAUGUUGAAGAAGUGAAAUUGGUGCUAAGAAUGUUACCUAUAUGGGCAACCACUAUCAUAUUUUGGACCGUUUAUGCCCAAAUGUCAACAUUUUCAGUGUCUCAAGCCACAACCAUGGACCGUCAUAUAGGCAAAUUUCAAAUCCCACCAGCAUCACUCACGGUGUUCUUCGUGGGAGCCAUUCUCUUAACAGUCCCAAUUUACGAUAGGCUCAUCGUCCCAAUCGCUAGAAAAGUACUCAAAAACCCACAGGGCUUAACCCCUUUACAAAGGAUCGCUGUUGGCUUGGUGUUAUCCAUUAUAGCAAUGGUAGCAGCAGCAUUGAUCGAGAUAAAGCGGAUGAGAGUGGCAACCACGAACGGGCUUACGAAUAACCCCACCGCUCAAAUCCCAUUAAGUGUCUUUUGGUUGGUCCCUCAGUUUCUGUUUGUAGGGGCUGGUGAAGCCUUUACAUACAUAGGUCAACUUGAUUUUUUCUUAAGGGAGUGUCCAAAAGGGAUGAAAACAAUGAGUACGGGUUUAUUUCUGAGUACCCUUUCAUUAGGGUUUUUCCUUAGUUCUUUGUUGGUUACUAUAGUUGACAAGGUCAGUGGAAACAAGCAUCCAUGGCUGCCAGACAAUUUGAACCAAGGGAGACUCUACGAUUUCUAUUGGCUUUUGGCAAUUCUAUGUUGUUUAAAUUUGGCAAUUUAUCUGGUUUUUGCUAAAUGGUAUGUGUAUAAGGAUAAGAGGCUUGCUGAUGAAGGGAUUGAAUUGGAAGAAUUGGAACCUACCUUCCACUAAAUUAAUUAGGUUUCA
Gossypium arboreum is the source of this 1874-nucleotide messenger RNA. RefSeq names its product protein NRT1/ PTR FAMILY 6.3-like. The record is from RefSeq and is a predicted model, not a curated record. Gene Ontology annotation, biological process: transmembrane transport; oligopeptide transport; response to nitrate. NCBI's taxonomy places the organism in Eukaryota, Viridiplantae, Streptophyta, Magnoliopsida, Malvales, Malvaceae. The transcript is spliced from 4 exons. Gene Ontology annotation, molecular function: nitrate transmembrane transporter activity. Gene Ontology annotation, cellular component: membrane. Bases 102 to 1859 code for a protein of 585 amino acids.